AUCCGAAUUGCAAAAUUAUUGCCUUUUCCUGUCACAAAGAAAAAAUCUUUCUUGGAGGGGUCCUUACUUCUCACUGUCCCUUGUCUCUCCUGCUCAAGCCACAAACAUACAUCAUCUGAAGAAGACAAAGCAUAACAAGCUUCAAGAAAAAAAGAUGGCAUUUCUAAGAGUAGUGGUUUUGUUAUGGGCUGAUAUGUUGGCAGCAUAUGUAAUGUGGAUAAUGCCAACAUACUUGACAAAUGUUUGGAAACUGGGAUUUACUCGUGCUGCUGGAAUCAUGAACGUAGCCAAUGGCCUCGCUAAAGUUUUACCCCUCGUCUUUUUCUUGAUUGUGGACUGUGGCCUUGGUAACUACUGGAUGCUGCUUCUCUCAAGCGUAUCCUAUGCAAUUGGUUUGGGAUUUUUGUCUAUGUCAACACCACCAGUUCUAGCCAAGGAAACUGGGAGCUGUAAACACUACAAGCCUGAAUGCAUUGGUCACACGCAAAAGGCCCUUUUCUAUACAGCUUUAGCAUUGAUUGCUGUUGGAAUAAGCGGACACAUUGUAUCACUAGUUGCACUCUUUGUUGAUCAGUUUGAAAAGAAGAAAGCUGAUGUUAAAUUUGAGAAACCAAGACAUCAGUCCAAGCCAUUUGUAUUGCAUCAGAUUAGAAGGAAACGAGGUGGAGCUACAAGUGAUGGACCAAAUUACCCAUUCCCACCACCAAAAGUCCCAAACAAUCCGAAUGCAAAGAAGCAGGGUGAUGAUGCUGAAGAUGAUAUGUUGUCACAGCUUCAAUUUCAACCAGUAGAAGCAAUGCUGGCUCUUGUGAACAGAGAAAAAGUAAAAGUAUUCCGAGCUUGUCUUGUGAUCCUCUUCCCUGUUAUUGGACUAAUUGCUCUUCCAUACAUAAGACCAUGGUCACUUCGGUUUGGAAUUCCAGCAAUUUGUACCUUGGUAGCAACAAUGGCAUUCUUGUUGGGCUCAUACAAUGACAACAAACCGAAAGGAAGUCCAGUAACAAAUGUACUCAGAGUUCUUGUGGCCUCUACUCUGAAAAUGUUUCACAAACUUCCAACUGACAGUUCCAAACUUUAUGAAAAAAACGAGCAUGAUGAUAAAAAAUUGAGUCAUACUGAAGGACUCAGGUUCUUGGACAAGGCUGCCAUCAAAGAAGAACCAGUGACAAACAAGUGGAGAGUCUGCACAGUUACAGAAGUAGAAGAAACAAAAAUCAUUGUUAACAUGCUUCCAAUUUGGAUCACCUUCAUAAUUUGUGGUGUCGUAACUUCUAUAGGAAGCACCUACUUCGUGGAGCAAGGAAACCACAUGAAUUUCAAGGUUGGAAAAUUGAAGUUUCCUAAUUCCAUCCUUCUGGUCCUAUAUGAACUAACCAAGUCACGAUCCAAAACAAUGUACACCUUCAUUGCAAGCCACUUAGGAGCAGCAGGACUAAAGAGGUAUGCACCCCCAGUUGGCAUUGCAUUUGCUACACUAUUUUCAGUACUAUGCUGCAUAGUUGCUGCCUUAGUUGAAACUCGAAGGUUACAUGUGCUCAGAGAUCAUGGAUUACUUGACAAACCAGAUGAGAAAAUUCCCAUGACUGUGUUUUGGCUACUUCCACAAUACAUUCUUCUUGCUGUCCUUGACUCAUUUUAUGAAAACAGUGCUGCUCCUUUCUUGAGUGAUCAGAGUCCUCCGUCAAUGAAAAAGUACCUCGUCUACUUCAACCCUGGAUUAUCUGGGCUGGGAAUCACGGGAAGUGUUUUAUCAGUAUUCUUAGUUGGUAGAAUUAGUGAACGAAGAGGAAAAGAGAAUUGGUUUCAAUAUACCUUAAACAAGAGUCGCUUGGAUCGCUAUUACUGGGUCCUUGCUGUCCUAAGUGCUGCAAAUUUCUUCUGGUUUCUUGUGGCAGCAUUAAGGUACCCUUACAGGGAACCUACUUCAAAUGAUAAGCAAGAGAAUGGAAACGAAGAAGGUAAUGCCAUGGAAGCUGUAGAAGGUGUUAUUCCUAAUAUAGAGUAAAUUGAACACACUCGCGGGCAAGAAAGAGUUACAUAUAGAGAGGAUUAAGUUUCCACCGGUGCUUGAGAAUUCUUCUAUGUUGUCAUUAAACUAGUUAAUUAUAAUACAUUUGUGUAAAAAAUAUGCAAUCUUGGAAUUUAAAUGAGUUAACUUGUUUCCUUAUAGGAGAGUCAUCUGAUCAUUUCCCCGUAGAGUGUUGUCCUGUUAAUCUUGUAAAAUGGGAAUCACCAAGACAAUGAAGUUUUUUUUUUACA
Coffea arabica (coffee) is the source of this 2259-nucleotide messenger RNA. Its product is annotated as protein NRT1/ PTR FAMILY 5.5. Gene Ontology annotation, molecular function: transmembrane transporter activity. Gene Ontology annotation, biological process: transmembrane transport. The record is from RefSeq and is a predicted model, not a curated record. Gene Ontology annotation, cellular component: membrane. Lineage: Eukaryota; Viridiplantae; Streptophyta; Magnoliopsida; Gentianales; Rubiaceae.